Paramecium sonneborni is the source of this 499-nucleotide messenger RNA. Lineage: Eukaryota; Ciliophora; Oligohymenophorea; Peniculida; Parameciidae. The record is from the annotation of a GenBank genome assembly.
AUGAAUCAAUUAAGAAAUUAAAGAGGAACAACAGAAGAUGAAGUAUAUAUUGAUCCAGAAAGAGGAAUAGCUAUUAAUUCAAGAUAAAUGACAACAGAAUAACAUUUCAAAUAUUAUAAAUCGUCAUUUAGCACAUUAAGACCUGAUUUGACUGAAUUUGAAUAUGAAGCAUUUGCAAAGAGAUUAAGAAUUGGUAAAAUGAAANAUAAUAUUUUUAUUAUAGAGUCAAUAAAUCCAUUAAUGGUUAAUUUAGAAUGUGUUCCUCUUUAACAGCAUUAAGAAUGGCUAAUCUCUUUGGAACAAGUCAAAUUACUUCAAUUGAAGAUAUUGAUGGAGGUAAAAUAGACUUAAUACAUAGAAUCUGAAUUAGAUAUUCAAAUUUCUCAGCUGCUAUCAUUGUCUCUAAAAGCAGAACAACAAAUGCUACAUUGAAGAAGAUGAUUUUUAUUAUGUAUAAAAAUAAAAUAGAUCAAUAUUUAUUGAUUUAGAUUUUUUAUGA